This is a messenger RNA of Prorocentrum cordatum, 175 nucleotides long. Lineage: Eukaryota; Dinophyceae; Prorocentrales; Prorocentraceae. The record is from the annotation of a GenBank genome assembly.
GUCGGUGUUCUGGUGGCAGACUACCGUGUGCUUCAUCCGAAGGGUGCCGGCGCACUUCCCGCCAGACCUCCUUGGCCGAAAGGCUGCUCUCGGCGUCGGCCGGGCUCGGCGGUUCCUGGCCUUCAUCGCCACCUUCCUGGUCCACAUGCUGUUCCGGCAGGCGCGGGUGCAGUGA